AUCGGUAGCAGGCCAUCACUAUGUGUUUUCUUUUGAAUCGGCGCAUUGCACGUGUUUCAAGUUGAAAUUGCAAUUAUAACCGCGUUUUAGCCCAAAGUAAAGCCCAAAGAACUGACCUCACCAUGCAGCACGACGAUGUUGUUUGGAGCAUUAUCAACAAGUCCUUCUGCUCGCACAAAGUCAAAACCGACACACGCACCUUCUGUCGCCAUGAAUACAAUCUGACGGGUCUGUGCACGCGUCGCACCUGUCCGCUGGCCAACUCGCAGUAUGCCACCGUCCGCGAGGAGAACGGCAUCAUCUAUCUGUUCAUGAAGACGGCGGAGCGGUCGCAUAUGCCCGCUAAGCUGUGGGAGCGCAUCAAGCUGUCUCGCAACUUCAACAAGGCCAUCGAACAGAUCAACGAGAACCUCGUCUUCUGGCCCAAGUACAUCAUAUCCAAGAACAAGCAGCGAUUCCUGAAGAUCACCCAGUACCUGAUGCGUAUGCGACAGCUGAAGUUGCGCCGCCAGAAGCUCAUCGUGCCGCUCUCCACCAAGAUCGAGCGCCGUGAGACACGUCGCGAGGAGAAGGCCCUGGUGGCGGCCAAGAUCGACAAUCAUAUCGAGAAGGCGCUGCUCGAUCGUCUCAAGCAUGGCACCUACCGCGACAUUUACAAUUUCUCACAGACGGCCUUCAACAAGGCCCUCGAGGCGGAGCGUAUCGAGGACGAAGAAGACGAGGAGGAGGACGAAGAGGAAGAGCUGGAGGUGGAGCGGGAAAUGGAGGUGGACCAGGAGGCUGCCGAGCUGCAUAGGGAUCUGCUCAGCGAGGAGUUUGUGGAGGCCGAAACAGACGAUGAAGACGACGACGACGACGACACCCAGAGCGAAUCGGGCCAGCGUGAAGAAGUCGAAAUGGACAGCGACUUUGGCCACUCCGACGAUGAUGACGAUGACGACGAUAAUGCAGAUGCUGAUGAUAUUGAGGAUAUUAAAGUGCCAGGCAAGAAAUCCACCAAAACAAAAGCGAAGAAAUCAACGGAUGCUGCUGGUGCUGCUCCAUCAACGACGAAACGCCGACGCGCCAAACCCAAAUUGGAGCUGGAGUACGAGUAUGAGGUUGAGACUGGGGCGGAGAGGGAGAAAGUGCGCUAUUAGCCAGGUACUGGAAGAGUUCACAGCCCACAGAACACGCCCACAUACCUACAGUCCCCCCUACCCACCAUUAGGAUUUUAAGCUUAAAGUUUAUUGCUAAUUAAAAAAGAAACUGUAAUGCCGCUUAAGAAUAGUAUUUAAAGAAGUGCAAAACAUAAAAAUGCAUCCAACAUU
Molecule: messenger RNA, 1311 nt
Organism: Drosophila subobscura
Lineage: Eukaryota; Metazoa; Arthropoda; Insecta; Diptera; Drosophilidae
Gene: Rbm13
Product: protein MAK16 homolog A
Exons: 4
Coding region: 123-1139 (338 amino acids)
Biological process (GO): maturation of LSU-rRNA; maturation of 5.8S rRNA
Cellular component (GO): nucleolus; preribosome, large subunit precursor
Source: RefSeq, a predicted model, not a curated record